Molecule: messenger RNA, 824 nt
Organism: Aegilops tauschii subsp. strangulata
Lineage: Eukaryota; Viridiplantae; Streptophyta; Magnoliopsida; Poales; Poaceae
Source: RefSeq, a predicted model, not a curated record
CAAUCCAUCCUAGAAGGAUGGUUUGGCUUCUCGAUGAUCAUUGGGACAAACAACACCGGUCGUACGCUAUGUCGGUGGAGCAGCGGGAGCUUGCACCUCUGAAGCUUCGGUCUCACGAGGUCACCCUUGGAUGGAUGCGCUAUGAUGAGCGGUACACACCGUAUGUAAGGGAGGCAGGACUUCUCCCUUUCAUUCAGUUGGUCCGCCGGUCGACGCCACCCAACAAUGCUGCAGCACUCACCGCGCUUAUUGAUCAUUGGAGGCCAGAGACACACACUUUCCAUCUUCGGACCGGGGAGAUGACCGUGACGCUCCAGGAUAUUGCUAUGAUCACCGGUCUUCCUAUCGAUGGGAAUCCUUUAUGUAUGAACACCGAUUCUAAUGGGUGGCGCGCGCAGAUGCAUGCCCUUAUCGGUAUGGUUCCUCCGGAGCCUCGGGAACCAGAAGCAGAAGACAAGAAGAAGGAAAGAGUCGCAGCCGGCGCUACUUUCACGUGGAUAUCAUCGAACUUCAGUACUUGCCCUGAGGAUGCUAAUGAGGACACGGUGAAGACAUAUGCUCGUGUCUACAUGUGGUACGUGAUAUGCAGGACUAUGUUUGCUGAUGGCACAGGCAAGAAUGCUCCAUGGAUGUGGCUGAAGGCGUUGACCGUCUUCGAUAGCAAAUGGAGUUGGGGUUCGGCGACACUGGCUUACUUGUAUCGACAGUUGGACGAAGCCUGUUGUAGGCACACUGGAGGUAUUGGUGGUUGUCUGCUCGCACUUUCCAUAUGGAGCUGGGAGCGUGGAAUGGGAGCCGUAUGGAAAAGGAGAGAGUUUUGGUAA